AAUAGCGCAUCAAAGCAGAAAUAACAGAAUACAAAAUUUUGCUGACGGAAUUUGUGGAGUACAUUGCCGUUGUUUUCCAAGUUUUCCUUUGUUGAUUUGUUUGUAGUAAACGUAUACUUUUUGUACGUGAUCUUUAUUGUGAUACGUUUGAUAAAAGAAGAUUAAUAUAAUUUGUUCUCACGCUGUUUGCAAAGCAGAAUCGUUGUGAUGUUUUCGCAAAUGGCAAAUAUUUGUCUAUAUUCCCAACGCACUACCUCCCUGUUCAAACACAUUCCAGCACAAAAAACGUCAACCAACUGCAAUGUCUCUACGUGCAAUUAAGAAACGUGAAAAUCAGCAAACUUCAUCAACUGGCGCACGCCAAACGCUCUUUAAGAAAUCCAAUACAUCUCCACAACAACGCAAGCCGCUAUUAACGGCAAGUGGUGCUAACAACAGUAACAAUAUCUUGAAGCCUAACAAUACUGCCAUUUUUAAACAAUCAAGUAGUCUACAUUCACUACGCAAUCUACAGAAUCAACACACCUUACUCGAUCGCGCCGCACACUCCAGCCCGGAACUACGUCAUCCGCACAGUGCGGACAACGAUACGGUUGAAAGCUUCGCGCAUGUGGUACGCACCAAAUCAGAUGGUGAUUUGAGUGCAUUGUUGAAAAGUUGUACGGGUAAUGCAGCAGACACUACUGGUCGUGGCUUAAUUGGUGCUAAAUCAGAGGUUUGUUUAGAAUCCAUUUCUUCGCAUAGCUACCAAGACGGAAGUCAAACCACAUCUAUAUCAAGUGAUACAACUCCAACACCACCUACAACAUUGCGUACAAAUAUUUCCAAACCUAUUGGUUCGCUACAUCAUCCAACAAUCAGUACCACAGGCAAUAUGUUGUCCGGUGCGCGCUCACAUCGUGACCUCUCACAGUCAGCUUACGCCGCCAAUACCGGCACGUAUGACAUCACACUUUCACCAACAAGCCGACGUAUGAGCGAAUGUAGUUUAAAUUCGAGUACGAACUUUUCGCAACGCACUAGUGCAAUGUCCAGCAGUGUAUUAACACUGUCAUCAAAUAACCCUGCCACAAAUGAGCCGAACACUGUGAUGCGUGUGCCCAUAAUCGGUUAUGAGGUAAUGGAGGAACGUGCGCGUUUUACUGUGUACAAAUUGCGUGUAGAAAAUCCAAUGACCAAUGAUUGUUGGUUAGUGCUGCGACGCUACACAGAUUUCGUGCGUUUGAAUACGAAACUUAAACAGCUGUUUCCAAAUGUUGUGCUGUUGUUGCCACGCAAAAAAAUAUUUGGUGACAAUUUCAAUGCCGUCUUCCUGGACAAUCGUGUACAGGGUCUACAAAUAUUUGUCAAUUCCAUAAUGGCCAAGGAGGAGUUAAGAAAAUGUAAAUUGGUGCGCGAAUUCUUUUGUCUAGAUGAACCGCCGUCAUACUCUGAAUCUAUGGAGGAGUGCAGGGCAAUUUUUGAAGCACAAGAAGAAACGAUAGCACAUUUAAAAGUGCAAAUAAAUAGCAAAAACGAAUUGAUAUUAAGUUUACAACAAAAGCUAAGGGACGAAAUUGCGGAAAAAGAGCAGCUAAAAAAUGCAAUCAAAGACGCAUCCACCAAUUGUGCGCAGUGCGCUGCUGCGGAGCAAAGUGCUCCCUAAAAUAGGUACAACACAUCUCACACAAAUAAUUACCACGUAAGAUAUUAAGUUUAAUUGAUUGUUUGUGUUAUGCAAAGCAUAGCUGUCGACAAUUAGGAAAACAUUUAAUAAUUGAAAGAGAAGAUAUUCUGCUGCAAUAAUUGCAAAAUAAAACUUCGGGCAAAGUUCGAAUUUCUUAACAACUAGAUUAAAUUUAAUUAUUUUCAUUUGGAUAAAAUCAGACGCUACUCAAAAUGCAAUUUGCGUUCCAAUAACGCUUAACUAUUUCCGUUCUCGAACUGUGUGGUAUUUUUAAUAGUU
This is a messenger RNA of Bactrocera neohumeralis, 1945 nucleotides long. It is a transcript of the gene Snx16, whose product is annotated as sorting nexin-16. NCBI's taxonomy places the organism in Eukaryota, Metazoa, Arthropoda, Insecta, Diptera, Tephritidae. Gene Ontology annotation, molecular function: phosphatidylinositol binding. Gene Ontology annotation, biological process: protein targeting to lysosome; endosome to lysosome transport; early endosome to late endosome transport. Gene Ontology annotation, cellular component: late endosome; early endosome; extrinsic component of endosome membrane. The transcript has 3 exons. The record is from RefSeq and is a predicted model, not a curated record. Bases 302 to 1645 code for a protein of 447 amino acids.